CAUCUCAGUGGUGGAAAUGUUUGAGUUGGGGAGGGUCGACUUUGAGGUGACAUUGACGCUAUGUAGAUGAGAGUGAGGAUCCUGCGCUCCAUGUUACGUCCCUGCUCGCUUCAACUCAGACGGCGGCAGCUCCUUUCCCCGUCUUCUCUCCCCUCCUCUCUUUCAGCACCACUCCUUUCAGGACAGCACCUCGCUCUCAAAGACGCAUUUGUUCACCAUCUUCACCUCUCAGGAUCAUACUUUUGCUCUCUGUCGUCGGAUGCAAAGUUUUCACCUGGGUUUUAUUCGGUAAAAGUGCAAGGAAGUAACUUUUUCUGAAAUUUGGAUUUUCCCAUCGGGGAAAAAAUCUGGAAAAUUAAGUCAUUUUAUUGGUCGCUGGACCGCUGCUAAACUGCUGCUCAUCACUCUCUUUAGCCCGAUUUUUCGUCUCCGCUCGGCUCGUAUCUAGGAGCUGGGUGUAAGCUACAGGACGGAGAAGCUGCUGCUGCCUGGACAGGUUCGGAAACCCCCUCCUCUCCACUGGUGAGGACUAUCCAACACUCGCAGUGACCAUGGCCACCAACGGGACCAAAGCCACGGACGGACACGUCUUAACAGAGAUGGCGAAUGACGCGCCCACCACAACGCCAAACGACAAACCCAAAACCUUGGUGGUGAAAGUGCAGAAGACGCAAAAGGAGUUACCUGAGAGAGAAACGUGGGGAGGGAGAUUUGACUUUCUUCUCUCAUGUGUGGGAUACGCAAUCGGACUCGGAAAUGUCUGGAGAUUUCCUUAUUUAUGUGGAAAAAACGGAGGAGGGGCCUUCUUGAUUCCCUACUUUUUGACCCUCAUAUUUGCCGGCAUGCCCCUGUUCUUUCUGGAGACGGCUCUUGGUCAAUACACUUCUAUUGGAGGGCUUGGAGUGUGGAAGCUGGCCCCCGUGUUCAAAGGUGUGGGUAUGGCUGCUGCAGUCUUGUCCUUCUGGUUGAAUAUCUAUUACAUUGUAAUAAUUUCCUGGGCAAUUUACUAUCUGUACAACUCCUUCACUACCGAGCUGCCAUGGCAGUCUUGUGGAAAUGCCUGGAACACAGAGCGCUGCUACAACAACUACAGCAUCGCAGACACCAAAAACCUUACCAGCUCUGUGGUGGAGUUUUGGGAACGUAACAUGCACCAGAUGACUGAUGGCCUGGAGAAACCUGGGGAGAUCAGGAUCCCGCUGGCUAUCACGCUUGCCAUUGCAUGGGUCCUCGUCUAUUUCUGCAUCUGGAAGGGGGUCGGCUGGACAGGCAAAGUGGUGUACUUCUCAGCCACAUACCCUUACUUCAUGCUGUUCAUCCUGUUUUGCCGCGGCAUCACUCUACCUGGCGCAAUUGAUGGGAUCCUCUUCUAUAUCACACCAAACUUUGAAAAACUGAAGGAGUCUGAGGUGUGGCUGGAUGCUGCCACUCAGAUCUUCUUUUCCUACGGGCUGGGAUUAGGCUCGCUGAUCGCUCUUGGCAGUUACAAUCCCUUCAAAAACAACGUGUAUAGAGAUUCUAUCAUUGUCUGCUGCGUCAACUCCUUCACCAGCAUGUUCGCUGGCUUAGUCAUCUUCUCCAUCGUGGGAUUCAUGUCCAAUGUAACAAACAGACCCAUCGCUGAUGUGGCAGCCUCAGGACCUGGCCUGGCAUUUUUGGCUUACCCUGAGGCUGUGACCCAGCUGCCCAUUUCUCCUCUCUGGGCCAUACUCUUUUUCUCCAUGUUGCUGAUGCUGGGAAUCGACAGCCAGUUCUGCACCGUGGAGGGCUUCAUCACUGCACUGGUUGACGAGUUCCCCCACGCUCUCCGAAAACGCAGAGAAAUCUUCAUCGCAGUCGUCUGCCUUAUUUCUUACAUCAUUGGACUUUCCAACAUCACACAGGGUGGACUGUACGUGUUCAAGCUAUUUGAUUACUACUCAGCUAGUGGAAUGUGCCUGCUAUUCCUGGUCUUCUUUGAGUGCAUCUCCAUUUCCUGGUUUUAUGGUGUGAACAACUUCUAUGACAAUAUUGAGGAAAUGAUUGGCUACAAGCCCUGUAUGUGGUGGAAGCUCUGCUGGGUCGUUUUCACUCCACUCAUUGUGGCUGGAGUCUUCCUGUUCAGUGCAGUGCAGAUGGUUCCCCUCACCUUGGGUGACUACGUGUUCCCGGCCUGGGGCCAGGGGGUUGGGUGGUGCAUGGCCCUCUCCUCCAUGCUCCUCAUCCCUGGCUACAUGGUCUACAUGUUCCUGACAAUCAAAGGCACAUACAAAGAGCGUCUGCGGAUGAUGUUCACGCCUUUGAAGCUGGUGAAGGCUCAGGAAAAUGGCCCGGACCAGCAGACAGAAAACCAGAAUCAGACCCCUGCCAACGAGGAAGCCUACAUCUAGAAACCUCUGCCUGGCUUUAUCUCGGCGGCCAGACUGGCGAUACGCAGAAAAAACAUAAUCAAGGUUGGGAACGACCACCAGACUUCCAUGUCUGCUUUUAUUCACCUACCUCCUGGGGACACGUGAGACCAACCUGAUUAAAGUUAUUUUUAGGGGUUUUUCUGUUUGUUUAUUUGUAUAAUACAGAGUUAUAAAACAUAUGAGGAAAAACAAACUACUCAGCAAAAUUGUUGUGAUAUUAUGAAUUUCAUUAUGCAAAAAAAGUUAGUCUUUCUAGAAAAAGGAAAUGUGACUUAGGAAAUUAUUGUAUAUUGAAUAUAUAAUUUAAAUUUGGAGGCCCGCGUUGAUUCAAUAGUAUUGUGCUACUUUGAAGAUAUUAAUUAAUCUACUAAACUACAAUUACUGUAAAAAGAAAAUAUUGGUUGAAUGCAUUUUGCUUGUACAUUACAAAUACAUUAAAAAUGAAUGCAGUGUAGUAGGUGAAAAAAAUGCAAUUUGAAAGUUUGUAAAGUGAAAAUUGAACAUUGACCAACAUAUGACAAAGACAAUAUGGGAAUGUGCAAGAGGUAAGGCCAAAUCUGCUUGUAUGUGUAAAAUAUAAUUUAGCCAGACUAUCACCCCCUUGCAGGAUCCUGCAGUUUGCCUGAAAUGUUUACCACCCAUGACUGGGGCUACCUUUGAAAAGCACAAGUACAGUAUGGAGUUUUGAAGCGUCCAACUUUCUUUUUUUUUAGGCUCGAUUGAAACGUUUGACAGCAGCAAAAAUAACUUACAUAGGAUACAUAGCAAGAGACUGUUAUAAUUGUUUCUUUGUUUUCUAAAGAACAAUAACUUUGUAUGUUGUCUGAAUCUUUUUGUAGAAUCAUUUUUAGGUCGUUUUCUAUAUGUGAGAGUGAAAAGGACCAAAAUCAAACUACGUUUGUAAGAUUGGUGCAGACAUCUGACCCACUGACUAUAUACAGUAAAUCCAUUUCAGUACAGUAGCAAAUACAGCAUCUGAUUAAAAGCACAAUUGUGGUGUGUAAACUGCCACUUCUUAUGAACAAGAUGUAACCAAUACAGAAAUCUUACAUUUGCAUUGUGCUUACAAUAUUUUUGGCUGGGUUCAUUUGGAAAAAAAUGGAUUUUUCUUCUCCUGACAAACUCUUUAAGUAGGAAAGUGUUGUUGCAAUAAGCCAAUGCUAACUCAGAUCUAUAUUUUAAACUAUGAGAAUAAAUAAACUGCUUUGGCUGCUGGAUUGGAGAUUAGAUGAUGGAUUUCUAUGAUGGAUACCACUAUUGUGACUCCAACGGUUUACCUGUAUAUCUAUUUAGUAACCCCCUCCUCAGGAACAAAGGUGGACGUGACCAAAUUCUCUCAGAUACUACUAUUAUACACUGAAACAAAAGCGGCAACAAAACAUGAACACAUAAACCAGUAUAAUAUAUAUAAAUGUACUUGGGCACUAUUGCAUGCUGAUCCAAAUUGUUGCCUCUUUCUGUGUGCUACUCAACUAGCAUCAUUUCUUUCAGCGUAAAUUAACUGUGAUGGCCUUCACUCAGUCGUUUUAGUAGAGGCCAUAGUGUGUUUCUAUCCUGUGGCGAGUGCAUAUUUAAAAUCUCAGAAAAGGAGAGAGAAAUAUUUGCUCAUUCAGAGGACAAAGCUGGCAAAAGCACUGUUACUACAACAGCACAUAGCAAAAUGCUUUGUACUGUAGGCCAACACCACUGAAACUACUCCUUUUCAUUGGGUGAAAAAAACCUAUUAUUACAUAUCAAGCUUGAUCGGCAAUAUAGAAACAUAUAUGUAGAAGCUGACUUUAGUGAAAGACCGCAGAUAUUACUGUAUUACUAUGAAGGAGGAUCAAUAAAUUGUGCUUCUGUGGCAGCUACAUGCGACAGGAAUCAGUCCCAGUAAUUUCCUUUUAUCUAUGUUUUGUUUUCUCAAAGAUAUGUGAAAUUUAAAAUGUGCAAUGACAAAGGGUUCCGUGAGUUUUGUAUAAAGUUACCAUACUGCAGUUUUCUCUCUUGAAUGAUGUUGUAAACUGGACUGUGAAAUACAUGUAUCCGUGAAUGUCCGUACAACCUGAGUUUUUCUUUCGUUUGUCUAAAUGUUGAACAAAAAAAAGUGAUAUUAUUUGCUAUUUUCUGCAAUAAUAUUAUUAUCUCAGAAACUAAAGCACAUAUCUCUCUCAACUGUAAAAAUGAUAAUUACAAUAACAUAAGAGUAAUAAUAAAGAUGAUAAUAUUAAUAAUGAUAAUAAUAAUAAAGUAAUAGAAAUGUUUAGUCAGAGAAUAUUGUUUUGUAUAUUUCUAGCUGUUUCAUGGGCCUAAUGUAAAAUAUUCUAUGUAAAAAAUAUAAUAAAUGUCUUUAGAUGGUGUUAUAUGAAAAAGCAUGAUUGCAAUAUAUGUUAUCUGCAAAAAUAAAUAAAGACCUAUAGAUUAUAAU
Molecule: messenger RNA, 4797 nt
Organism: Trematomus bernacchii (emerald rockcod)
Lineage: Eukaryota; Metazoa; Chordata; Actinopteri; Perciformes; Nototheniidae
Gene: slc6a1b
Product: solute carrier family 6 member 1b
Exons: 15
Coding region: 552-2369 (605 amino acids)
Biological process (GO): sodium ion transmembrane transport; neurotransmitter transport
Cellular component (GO): plasma membrane; cell surface; axon
Molecular function (GO): gamma-aminobutyric acid:sodium:chloride symporter activity
Source: RefSeq, a predicted model, not a curated record